Syngnathoides biaculeatus (alligator pipefish) is the source of this 504-nucleotide messenger RNA. Its product is annotated as galactose-specific lectin nattectin-like. The record is from RefSeq and is a predicted model, not a curated record. NCBI's taxonomy places the organism in Eukaryota, Metazoa, Chordata, Actinopteri, Syngnathiformes, Syngnathidae. The coding region runs from base 1 to 504 and encodes 167 amino acids. The transcript is spliced from 6 exons.
AUGGCGUCUGCACUUCGCUUGCUGUUCCUCCUCUGUGGCCUCAGUGGACUGUUGACCGGAGUUGAGUCUUACCCGACGUCUUAUUCAAAACGCAAUGACUGUCCUCAAGAGUGGACUCAGCUGGAUUCUAAAUGUUACAUCUUUGAAAAUGAACCAAGGACCUUUUCAGAUGCGGAGUCCGUCUGCAACAUUCUCGGCGGCAACCUGGCCUCCAUCCUCAAUGGUCUGGAAAAUGCGAUCGUCCUCGAAGUGUUUCGAGCUGGUGGCGAAGACACGGAAGCCUGGAUCGGAUUCUUUGAUUCACUUGAGGCUGAUAACUACAUAUGGACUGACGGCUCUGAUGGGAGUUUCACUAACUUUGAUACCAGGGCGACUACUCCAGAACCAAAUAGCGCCACCGGUAACUGCGUCGAGCUCGAUCGGAACGACGGAUUUUGGCAAACGCGAUCGUGCUCGGAUGACAACGUCUUCAUUUGCAUCAGGGACGUGCACCAUCCCCACUAA